Messenger RNA from Tetranychus urticae (two-spotted spider mite), 2038 nucleotides. Its product is annotated as long-chain fatty acid transport protein 4-like. Gene Ontology annotation, molecular function: long-chain fatty acid-CoA ligase activity; long-chain fatty acid transmembrane transporter activity. NCBI's taxonomy places the organism in Eukaryota, Metazoa, Arthropoda, Arachnida, Trombidiformes, Tetranychidae. Gene Ontology annotation, cellular component: plasma membrane; endoplasmic reticulum membrane. Gene Ontology annotation, biological process: long-chain fatty acid metabolic process; long-chain fatty acid import into cell. The record is from RefSeq and is a predicted model, not a curated record.
AAGUACCAGGUAUUAGUAAGUAAAUAAAGAUCCAUCUGCAUGGACAUAUGCUAGUCAUAUUGUCAUCAAAGCAAGCCAUGGCUUUAAAAAGAUCAUCUCAAUCUUUGAUUGAUAUUUUUACAAAAAUUAAAAAUUCAAGUAAAAAUAUUGCUCUAACAUUUUCUAGAGAUUUAAGAGGCAUCCAAAUCCUCGUUUCUUUGCAAACAAAUGCCUGGAAAAUGAAGACGUUAAAUGCUACUGUUGUUACCCGAUUUAAUCAUGUGGUCAGUGCUAAUAAAAAUAAACCAGCUAUAAUCUGUCAAGACAAAGUAUGGACUUUUCAAGACCUUGAUUCAUUUUCAAAUAAAAUUGCUCAAACCUUUGUAUCAUCUGGUUACAAACCUGGAGAUGAAGUUGCACUAUUAAUGGACAAUAAGCCUGAAUUUGUUGGUAUAUGGCUAGGUGCAGCAAAAGCAGGCUUGAUAACAGCUUUGCUCAACACAAAUCUUAAAUCAUCGACGCUUUUACAUUCUCUUAGUGUCAUUCAAACUCGUGCUUUAAUAUAUGAUUCCGUUUUUGAACCAGUGGUUCAAGAUUUACAGAAGAUACUUCCAUCAGAUAAAACAAUUCAAUUUUACCGCUAUGAUGAAAAUGGAAAAAAGGUUGAUGAGAAAAAUACAAAAGCCAAAUCACUUAUACCGUUGAUUGAAGCAUCAGCUGAUCGUCCCGUUAAUUUUAGAGGAAAUUUUACAGAUAAAUUACUUUAUAUUUACACAUCGGGAACAACAGGGCUUCCCAAGGCUGCUAUUAUAACUAAUGCAAGGUUCUUUAUCUUUGGCCAUGGCAUUAAAACAUUCACUCGAUUAACGUCAAAGGAUAUUGUCUACACUCCAUUGCCUCUCUAUCAUUCCGCCGGUGGAAUUUUAGGUGCUAGUAAUUGUCUACUUUAUAGUACAACAAUUGUUAUAAGGAACAAGUUUUCAGCCAAGCACUUUUGGGAAGAUUGCUAUAAAUACAAAUGCACCAUGGCACAAUACAUUGGUGAAACUGUUCGAUAUCUUCUCGCUACACCUCAAAAUGAAUAUGACCGUAAACACAGUGUUCGAUGUGUAUAUGGUAAUGGGUUCAGACCAUCUCUGUGGAGAGAAUUUAAGGAGCGAUUCGGUGUCGGUACUAUAGUUGAACUAUAUGGAGCUACUGAGGGAAGCGCCAGGACUGUAAAUAUAGAUAAUUAUGAAGGAUCGUGUGGUUUCAUACCGAAAUUGAUGCCUACUUGGUUACUAAAAAGAGCUUAUCAAACUAUGCUGAUUCGUAUUCACCAAGAAACGGGCGAACCAAUUAGAAAUGAGAAAGGUUUUUGUGAAAUUUGUGAACCUGGGGAAGUUGGACAAAUAAUUGGAAUGAUUAGCAACAAGAAUGUCCUCAAAGGUUUCGAGGGAUAUGCUGAUAAAGAAGCAACACGAAGUAAGAUCUUAAAAGACGUUUUUCGAAAGGGCGAUUCAUAUUAUGCAUCCGGCGAUUUAUUAGUUCGAGAUGAACUAGGAUACCUUUAUUUUGUUGAUAGAACUGGUGAUACUUAUAGAUGGAAAGGUGAAAAUGUUUCCACAGGUGAAGUUGAAGCAGUUAUUGGAUCUAUCACAAACCAUGCAGAUACAGUUGUUUAUGGUGUCCUUGUACCAGGUAACGAGGGUAGAGCUGGAAUGGUUGCUAUAAGAGAUACAACUGGAUCUCUUGACUUAAAAGAUUUACUAAUUAAAAUGAAGAAAGAGCUACCACAAUAUGCUAUUCCAAUUUUUAUACGAUUAACUGCUGAUAUCGAGGUAACUUCAACAUUUAAAAUGCCAAAAUUUACACUUAAAAAAGAGAGUUAUGACAUAAAUUUGGUGAACGAUCCAAUUUAUGUGUUGGAUUGGAAAAACGAAGAGUACAAAAAAUUAGACAAAGAAACUUAUGAUAAGAUAAUCAAUGGUGAAUAUAAGUUUUGAAUCACUGACUUUCUGUAAAAUGAAUUAUACACAUAAAAUCGAUACUCAAAAUCUAAAGACUUACUGCAAAUUCA